Molecule: messenger RNA, 763 nt
Organism: Priapulus caudatus
Lineage: Eukaryota; Metazoa; Priapulida; Priapulimorpha; Priapulimorphida; Priapulidae
Product: thiamin pyrophosphokinase 1-like
Exons: 6
Coding region: 182-763 (193 amino acids)
Biological process (GO): thiamine diphosphate biosynthetic process
Molecular function (GO): ATP binding; thiamine diphosphokinase activity
Source: RefSeq, a predicted model, not a curated record
CAACAUUUCCUUCCUGACACUGACAGCAGUCAACAUGUUGUUGAUUUUAUUUUAUCAAUAAAAACCGUCAAAACUUGGAGUUUGAGUCGUCUAGGAGGACAACACAUCGUGACGAGCUGCCCCCCCCCCUCCAUCGCUCCCGCACUGCAUCAGCAUCGGCCGACCUCACGCGUGGACAUGAAUGGAAGGAGAGCGACAGACUGACGCGAUGGGAGUUCCGACGAGAGUGUGGCGCCCCCUGGCCCACUUCCAGGAGCACUUGGAUUACCGAUAUGCACUGAUCGUUCUCAGUAACCCGGCGCGUGGAAUCAAGUCAUGGUUCAACGAGCUGUGGACGAAAGCCUCCUUCACGUCGUGCGUGGACGGUGGCGCCAACGCUCUGUACGACCACAACGUGGGAACGAACAGUAUAAAGCUGAUGCCAGACCUUGUGUCGGGCGACUUUGACUCCAUCCGGCCGGACGUCCGGGAGUUCUACCAGCGAUCCGGCGUGGAGGUGAUCGAGACGCCGGACCAGAAUGAGACGGACUUCACGAAGAAUCUGCGUCUUGUCGCGAGUCGACUACAGAAGCUCGACGGACGCGUAUCGUCGUGUGUCACCACGUCGGGGUUGGACCACGCCCACGCCGACCACUGCUUCGCGCAUCACUCAUAUACUUCUCUCUCUCUUCCUCCCUUCGCCGCAGCGAUGGACAGGACUCUCCACCACUUACCUCGAUGGGAGAACAGAUCGUCGCUUGUGCCUGCGUGCCAAGCUUUGUGA